AUGACAUUUCACACAGGGGAAAAGCCUUUCAAAUGCACCACUUGUGGGAGAGCUUUUACCUGGAAAUAUAACAUGGAGAGGCAUACAAGGACUCAUGCAAGGGAGAAGCCAUUCAGAUGCACCAUGUGCGGGAAAAUGUUUACCCGGAACUCACAGUUAAUUACGCACCGAAGGACUCAUACAGGGGAGAAGCCAUUCGGUUGCACCACGUGCGGGAAAAUGUUUACCCAAAAGUCAAAUUUAAAAACUCACCUAAGGACUCACACAGGGGAGAAGCCAUUCAGAUGCACCACGUGCGGGAAAAUGUUUACCCAAAAGUCAAAUUUAAAAAAUCACCUAAGGACUCACACAGGGGAGAAGCCAUUCAGAUGCACCUUGUGCGGGAAAAUUUUUAACCGGAAGUCCAGUGUUAAAACGCACAUGAGGAUUCAUACAGGGGAGAAGCCAUUCCGAUGCACUACAUGCGAGAAAAGUUUUACCAUUAAGUCAAGUUUACAAGUGCACAUAAGGACUCAUACAGGGGAGAAGCCAUUCAGGUGCACCACGUGUGGGAAAAUGUUUACCUGGAAGUCCGGUUUUCAAGGACACAUAAGCACUCAUACAGGGAAGAAGCCAUUCAGAUGCACCACGUGUGGGAAAAUGUUUACCAGCAAGUCAGAUUUACAAAGGCACGUGAGGACUCAUACAGGGGAGAAGCCAUUCAAAUGCACCGCGUGUAAUAAACUGUUUACCCAUAAGUCAAUGUGCAGUGGUAUUGAUGUUAAAGGUCAUACGUCAGCAUCCAAGACCUCAGCAGGUGACAUGGUGAGCCAUAGUAACAGAAGGGGGGGGGUCAUUGUAGAGGAACGUGAAGGAGCCAUGUGUGAAAGACAGAAGAAAGGGGAAGAGGUGAAGAUAGAGUCAAGACCAAUAGGAAGACAGGAAAAGAUAAUAUUUAACCUGUUGUUGACAGUGAUGGCCCAGUUCUACAUGGUCUUCAUGGACACCAUCUUCAUCUCCACAGAGGAAGACUACAAUGCAUCUCAGUGA
Lampris incognitus (smalleye Pacific opah) is the source of this 1029-nucleotide messenger RNA. Its product is annotated as gastrula zinc finger protein XlCGF8.2DB-like. NCBI's taxonomy places the organism in Eukaryota, Metazoa, Chordata, Actinopteri, Lampriformes, Lampridae. Gene Ontology annotation, molecular function: DNA-binding transcription activator activity, RNA polymerase II-specific; RNA polymerase II cis-regulatory region sequence-specific DNA binding. The record is from RefSeq and is a predicted model, not a curated record. The transcript is spliced from 2 exons. Gene Ontology annotation, biological process: regulation of transcription by RNA polymerase II. Gene Ontology annotation, cellular component: nucleus. The coding region runs from base 1 to 1029 and encodes 342 amino acids.